AUGACUUCAAAACCCAAUGAAAUUAUAAGUCAAGAAAAUAAGAUACCAAAUUUCAAUUUGACAAUUAAUGGAAAUGAUGAUGAAGAAAAUAUUCACCGGUUAAUAUCAUUAUUAUUUCCAGAAUAUCAACAGAAGUAUAUAGUAUUAAAGGUUUUAAACAAAGGAUUCUCCAAUACAUUAAUCAAAGUAGAUUAUAAUGAAAAUGAUUGUACAACGCCUUCACAACUAUCGACAUCUUUUCUAAUAUGCAUUCAUGGAGACGUGACAACUACUCUGGUAGAUCGAGUAAAUGGAAUCAAAUAUCUUAAAACGGUUAAACAUCGUGAGGGCUAUCAACAAUUGUAUGGUCUGUUCAAUAAUGGUUCUGUAUAUUCAUUCAUCGAUGGUUGUGAUAUUCCUGUGGAAAAUCUUUGUAUUCUAAAGUAUAGCCGGUUAAUUGCAGAGAAAAUGGCUGAGUUACACUGCUUACCUACAGACGAAUUUGAUACGGAAAGUGAUUCACCUGAGAAAAAUAUGGAACCCAGAUUAUUUUCAAGAAUAUUGAAAUGGAUAGAUAAACUUCAAGAUGAUUUUAUCAUUUCAUCAAGAAAAUUAGAGAGAUAUGAAUCAAUCUUCCCCAGUAAAUCCUAUGCACUGAAUGAGAUAAACACUCUGAAGAAGGAAUAUAUUCGUAGUCCUAUAUCCAAGGUGGUUUUGUGUCAUAAUGAUUUGAAUGCAGCGAAUAUCAUACUAACUCCAGAUGGAAAUUCAGUCCACUUCAUUGAUAUGGAAUAUUGUGACCUAAAUUAUGCUGCUUUCGAUAUUGGCAAUCACUUUUGUGAAUUUACGGGACCAAAUGCUAUGGAGUUCGAUAAGUAUCCAUCGCUAGACUUUCAGAAAAAGUGGAUAAAAAUUUAUUUGGCAGCCUAUCGUAAGCAUUCCCACUCGAAUUUCGAUUUUGAGCAUAAAGAUUCGGAGUUGAAUAUAUACUCAGAAGACUAUUUGGAGUCAUGGUUAAGAGAGGUGAAUUGCUUUGCAUUAGUUUCUCAUUUAUUUUGGGCUAUUUGGGCAGUAAUUUUUGCAGCGGAGAAUCUAACCUCAAUGGAUUAUCUGGCAUAUGCCGCUGCACGAAUGAAACAAUAUCAUCAUUUGAAAAAGUGGAUACAAUCAACUUUCCAAUUACCACCUCUCUAA
Molecule: messenger RNA, 1173 nt
Organism: Heterobilharzia americana
Lineage: Eukaryota; Metazoa; Platyhelminthes; Trematoda; Strigeidida; Schistosomatidae
Source: the annotation of a GenBank genome assembly